Pogona vitticeps (central bearded dragon) is the source of this 404-nucleotide messenger RNA. The record is from RefSeq and is a predicted model, not a curated record. NCBI's taxonomy places the organism in Eukaryota, Metazoa, Chordata, Lepidosauria, Squamata, Agamidae.
AAGAAAAAGAUGAGACUAGCCCACCAAAAGACAAAGGUACAUGGAGAAAAAACAUUCCUCAUAUCAUGAGAAAAACGUUUGAGAAGAAGGCAUCUGCAGUUGGCACCUUUGGGGUCCGGCUGGAUGACUGUCCCCCAGCUCAGAGCAAUAAGUAUAUUCCACUCAUAGUUGAUAUAUGCUGCAAACUGGUUGAAGAAAGAGGUCUUGAAUAUACAGGCAUUUAUAGGGUUCCAGGGAAUAAUGCAGCUAUCUCAAGCAUGCAAGAGGAACUGAACAAAGGGAUGACAGACAUUGAUAUUCACGAUGAUAAAUGGCGAGACUUGAAUGUUAUAAGUAGUUUACUGAAAUCCUUCUUCAGAAAACUUCCGGAACCUCUCUUUACUAAUGGUGAGAUGUUGCUUUAA